AUGGAUACAGCUGCUAUUUUAGAACAGUAUACACAGGAUAUAUCCAAUCUUCCUGCAGAAUUGCAACAUUUAUUGUCAGAACUUGGAACUGGUGACUCAAAUCUUUAUGAAAUACGUCGUAAAAUUCUACAAAAAGAUUCAACAAUUCACAAGUUUAUCAAACAACAUGGAUCAUUAACAAAGAAUCCAAAAGAGAAUCAACUUUAUCCAAAGAUACGAGAAGAUUUCAGAAAAGCAGAGCAACUUCAAAGGGAAAAAUGUAUAACGGCCAAUACUGCACUAUUCUUGACGGCAAAACAUUUGAUAAAACUUGAGUCCGAUAUUGAAAAAUUGAGGUCUGAAGGUCUGUUAGCGCUUGAUGAUCUAGAUAUUGAUUCAGACGAUGAGUUGUUUUCAAGUAGAGGUGCUUCACGCUCAACAACUGCUGGUGUCUCCUUGACAUCCAACGUAAUAAGUAAUGGGAAUGGUGCUGGUCAUGAUCUUCCAUCAAAUGUUUCCUCAGUUAAUGCUGCUGCUGCUUCAACUAUGAAGAAACAAUCUAGAAAAUCAACGGGCCCUAAAUCAGUCACUCCAGGUGCAUCCUCUGUUGCUUCAAGACCACUGAAAAGACAUAGAACCGAAGAAUCUAAAACCCCGGAUCCAAAAAUUGAAACUGUUGUUCUCACCACUGUUGCUAAUGAAGAAGAAAAUGAAUUGUAUUGUUUUUGCCAACGUGUUUCUUUUGGAGAAAUGGUUGGUUGUGAUAAUGACGAUUGUAAAUAUGAAUGGUUUCAUUAUGAAUGUGUUGGUCUCAAAGAACCACCAAAGGGUAAAUGGUAUUGUCCUGACUGUAUUGAAAGACAGAAACAGAAAGAAAACAAAAAGAAG
Messenger RNA from Hansenula anomala, 867 nucleotides. It is a transcript of the gene YNG2, whose product is annotated as histone acetyltransferase YNG2. The record is from RefSeq and is a predicted model, not a curated record. Lineage: Eukaryota; Fungi; Ascomycota; Saccharomycetes; Phaffomycetales; Wickerhamomycetaceae. The annotation marks the transcript as partial. The transcript has 2 exons. Gene Ontology annotation, cellular component: Rpd3L-Expanded complex; nucleus; Rpd3L complex. Gene Ontology annotation, biological process: regulation of DNA-templated transcription.